AUGUCUCCGCUGCAGCUGUCCGUCUACUGGCGCCUCUCCCUCGUCUUCUUCUUCCUCUCUUUCCUUUUCUAUCUCGACGUUUUCGCGGCCGCCGUCGUCGCCGGAUCCUGUCGGCGGGGCAACGGCACGAUGGCGCCUACUGCCGGCCAAUCACAGGCGAGCGGGAACCGAGACUCAGUGUGUGACUGGGCCGACUGGUUGCCGUACGCUCAGACUGCCUACAUGGUCGGCCUGCUGCUGGGAUCCCUGGUGGGCGGAGCCAUAUCCGACCGGUACGGGAAGCGCACGGUGCUGCUGGUGUGUAUGUACGUGCACGCCCUCUGUGGCCUCGUGCCCGCCGUCCUUCCUCAGCCCUUCCUCUACCUCGCCGUUCGCUGCUUGACCGGCGUCUGCUGCUGCUGCAUCAACAUCUGCUCCUUCAGUCUGGCCGUGGAGUGGACGCCGCCGGCCGCUCGGCUCUGGCCGUCGGCCUUCCUGCCGUUCUGCUUCAGUCUGGGGACGAUGGGCGGAGCUCCGCUGGCCUGGCUCAGCCCCACCUGGAGACAGCUGCACCUGUCGUUGGCUCUGCCUCAGCUCGUCUGUCUGCCGCUCUACAAUUCCAUACCAGAGUCUCCUCGCUGGUUGCUGCUCCGCAGGAGGACGGACGUUCUGGAGCGCUAUCGCUGCAACAGCCCUGCAGAUAAACAGUGUCUGGACUUGCUGUUGUGGUCCGACCUGCAGAAAGCCACCGAGGUUCAGAAGGAGUGUCCACCUGGAGGCCACGCCCCCAGUGACAUCAUCCACCUGAAGCAUCCCACGGUCCUUCUGCGGCUCUUUAUCAUGAGCUACCUCAGUGCGGCGUCGGCGUUGACGUACUUCGGCAUCUGCAUGAACAUCGGCUCUUUUGGCGUCGGCGUCUACUCCGCCCAGUUUUUCUCCGGCCUAUCGGAGGCUCCCUGCUUGCUCAUCCCAUUGGUUCGCCUGGGACGCCGGCCAAUCAGCAUGCUCGCUUUGUUCCUCAGCGGAGCGGCCUGCUUCCUGUCGCUGCUGUUGUCCAGAUACAACGGCGAGCCGGUGCUGGUGAUGAGUCUGGCUCUGCUGGGGAAACUCUGCAUCCUGGCGGCCCUCUUCAUCUCCACCCUGUACAGCAUUGAGCUGUUCCCCACUGUGGUCAGACAGCGGUGUAUGUCCUUGGUCAACCUGUCUUUCCGGCUCGGCUGCUUGGUCAACUCCCUCGUUCCUUCUACCCCAAACGGGGCGAUCUCAUUGGCCGCCAUGGUCGUCUACAGCAGCGGACCAAUCGUAGGCUGCGGCCUGUGCCUGCUGUUGCCGGAGACCAGCGGCGUCCCCCUCCCAGAUUCGGUGGAGGACUGUGAGAGGCAGCCUCGGCCCCGCCCACCCAGCAUGAAAGCCCUCUGGACACGGAAGCUGGUGAGCAGCCAAACCCAGAAAACUGAGACGCUCCCUGCAGAGAAAGACGAACUGCACACACUGGACUGACAUAAACACACGUGCACGUGCACACGCACACAGGUUGAGUUAUUUUUGUUGAAUUGUGUUUUAACCCAUAAGGAUCCACGGGACACAGGUGCUGUGAAGAUUCAGGAAAGUUCCUUCUCCAGCUGUAUCCUUGAUUUUAACUCAUGAAGUCCCUGAGGGACACCUGCGGAACAUCCUGGUGGGUCACGUGACCGGUCAUGUGAUUGUGUGUUGCAUUGUGCACACAUUUAGGGUUGAUAAUGCAUAAC
Messenger RNA from Cyclopterus lumpus (lumpfish), 1727 nucleotides. RefSeq names its product solute carrier family 22 member 13. The record is from RefSeq and is a predicted model, not a curated record. The coding region runs from base 1 to 1479 and encodes 492 amino acids. The transcript is spliced from 10 exons. Gene Ontology annotation, biological process: transmembrane transport. Lineage: Eukaryota; Metazoa; Chordata; Actinopteri; Perciformes; Cyclopteridae. Gene Ontology annotation, molecular function: transmembrane transporter activity.